Molecule: messenger RNA, 1687 nt
Organism: Dioscorea cayenensis subsp. rotundata (Guinea yam)
Lineage: Eukaryota; Viridiplantae; Streptophyta; Magnoliopsida; Dioscoreales; Dioscoreaceae
Product: protein ENHANCED PSEUDOMONAS SUSCEPTIBILITY 1-like
Exons: 1
Coding region: 207-1550 (447 amino acids)
Source: RefSeq, a predicted model, not a curated record
AUAAUUUACCGACUCCCGCCUGCGACGGCAUCAAUAAUAUCAGCCAAAAUUUUUCUCGACUAGUUACCUCAAAAUGAUUCCUUUCUCCUUUAUAGUGAAUUUCAUAUUCCUCAAUAACUCAUCCAAGUCUCUUGAUACUUUGUUCAGAGGUGCUCAUUCCACAAGCACCAGUUAUUUCAAACUUCAACUUUGGACUGGCCGUAAUCAUGGCAAUAGAUGAAGUUCACAUCCUCUCAAGAUGUUUGGUGCAGCCUCCACACAAAGAUAGGAAGAAGGAACAACAAAUAAUCCACCUUACACCAUGGGAUCUCAAGUCAAUCUCCAUAGGUUACAUCCAAAAGGGUAUUCUCUUCUCCAAACCAUGCUCUUCUAAAUCUAUUAACUCUAUCGUUGACUCCCUCAAAUCUUCUUUCUCUUUAACACUCAAUCAUUUCUUCCCCCUUGCUGGUCGUCUCACUGUCACUGCACAUGAAAGCACACCACCAUCUUUCUCUGUAUGCAUCUCUUGCAAUGAUGAAGGUGCUGAAUUCAUCCAUGCCGUUGCCAAUGAAGUCACCAUCUCGGACAUUGUCAACUCUACCUCUGUGCCUCCUAUACUACAACUCUUCUUCCAUCUCAACGGAGCUGUGAACUUUGAAGGCCAAUCACUCCCACUCCUAUCCGCCCAAGUCACUGAACUAAAAGAUGGCGGCAUCUUCAUUGGCUGCUCUUUUAACCAUAUCGUUGCCGAUGGAUUCUCGUUUUGGCACUUCAUGAACUCAUGGUCUGAGAUUUCAAGAACCAGUUCUCAUUCAAUCACUCUUCCGCCAUCUCAUGAGCGUUGGUUCAUUGACUCUUGCACACCUCCCAUUCGUUUACCAUUUCAGCAACCUCAAGAUCUCAUCAAGAGUUAUAGUUCUCCACAACUUGAUGAGUGUGCCUUACAUUUCUCAGCUGAAGUGGUUGCAAAGCUGAAGGCAAAAGCCAACAAAGAGAUGCAAACCAAUAAGAUUUCAUCCCUUCAAGCCUUGUUAGCUCAUGUGUGGCGAAGUGUGACUAGAGCUCGUUGCCUCAAACCUGAUCAGCCAACAGGUUACUUUUUGGCCAUGGGCAACCGAUCAAGGUUGGAUCUACCUUUACCAUCAGCAUACAUGGGUAACUCUCUACAAAUAGCAGACGCGGUCAGAAUCUUAGCAGGAGAGCUGGUAGGAGGAAGCUUGGGAUGGGCUGCGAAUUUGCUUAAUGAAGCAGUGGCAUCUGUGACUCAUGAUAAAAUUAUAGAGUUUCUUGAUUCAUGGCCUAAGUGUCCCUCUUUUAAUGACAUUAGUCAGUUCGCUCCUUGUGAUUUGUUCACAGGAAGCUCCCCGAGGUUUGAUGUGUAUGGAAAUGACUUUGGCUGGGGAAAACCUAUUGCUGUUCGUAGUGGAGGUGCAAACAAGUUUGACGGGAAGAUUACUGUAUAUCCCGGGCCAGAGAAGGGAAGUAUUGCAUUAGAGAUUUGUCUCUUGCCACAUGUAUUGAAGCGUCUCAUGGAGGAUAGCGAGUUUAUGAAGAUGGUGAGUGCGCUAUAGUUUUGGAUUGAAGAAUUUUUUUAAGAAUUUUUUGUAUUAUUAUUAUUAUUAUUAGAAAAUUGGUUUUCUCUUCAUAUUGUUGGUUUUUCUUUCUUUUUCUCAAUAUAGAUGUUUGGAGAUUUUUAACGUAUGUGCCA